GCCUGGGCUCCCUCCUUCUUCAACGAUCCCAAUUUCUACGAAAAUGGCCUUUCUGCACCCUACGAUAAAUUCAUUUCUCCUGUUAACAGCAACGCCAGCAAACCACACGCAACAAGUCCAUACUCCUUCUCUGAUCCAUGGGGCUACUCAUCAGAACCUAUGUCGGAAUCUGAAUUAGCUCCUCUACCUCCUCCCUCUACCACAGUCCCCCCUCUCUUCGAUUCUACCAACACCACCCUAUUACUUCGAGGGUCAGUCAAUGCUGCUACGGCGUCUUCUAGUAGCUAUGCUAUUAAACGCUCGGCUGCUGCAGCUCUCUCUGCUCGAAGCAGCGUUGGUGCGAGUGGAAGUGGCUCUGGUCCUCCGGCGAAGAGGAAGAGGCUGACUGGAGCAGCUGCGAUGGCUGCUAAGAGAUCGGCGAGUAAUAAGGCUGCUGCCGCGGCGGCAGCGGCGGCUGCUGCUGCGUUGGCCAAAUCGACGGUCAGUAGUAGUGGAAGGGUCUCCCAUCUUGACAGUGAUGAAAAAUCUCUUCCCGCAUCUGCCACUCACGAUCGAUUAGAAGCUGCCACUGUACCUGCUGGUCCAUCUACUUCCACCACUACCUCCUUCACUACCAUCUCUAGAAAUCAAAAGGCCUGUCUUCCACGCACCUUCUUCACUCGUGACGUUCGUGCCAUCACUGGCAGCUCAGCCGCUGCUGCCUCACAGAGUAGUGGCAGUGGCAGUUUCGGGUCUUCUGCUUCCAGUAGUAGCUCCUACUUCACCCCCACAGCACGGUUCCGUAGAACCACAGCAGGAGUGUCAAAUUUCUCUCGACUUAGUGGGGUUACGGGUGCCGCUGGAGGUGCAAGUUUGCCUGGAGGUGGAGCCGCAGGUGUUUACGCUGCAUUGAAUAAUCCUCAUCUCCAUGCGAAAUAUGCACUGCCAAUGAUAGGAAAGUCGUCGAUGGUGGCAUCGGUGAAUGCUAUACCAUCAACUCAAAGACAGGUUAAGUUAGCAAUGCAAAGGUGUCGUGGCGUAGACGAGCGAAGUGAGAGUAAUGGUAAUCUUUCUAUCGCAAUACUGCGCAACGCUCAACUCUCACUCACCACUAUCAUUCCUACCCAUGUGACCUUGUUAGUGACUUUGUCCCCUAUUGGUCCGCGUCUCUCGUCAAAACAUCCUAUUUUUCACGCCUUGGCCAUUCAUACGGCUUCUGGUAUCGUGUCCUUCAAGUUUGGAUCGGCCGGUCAUGCCAGCACCUCAUUUAAUGAUGCCAAAUCGCCAGAAUGGACGCCUCUCGAAGAAGCUGCUUUACUCAUGUACACCAAUAAGUUAUUGGAGGCGCCCACCUCUACUACCAAUUCCCACCAUCAUCAUUCUUCGGGUUCCAGUACGUCUACCACCUCUUCGUCCGGUCUACGAGUGCCUAAUUUCCGACUGGCAGAGCUCUGUCUCAAUUCCUUUAUUGCUAUGCGCGCCUACAGAAAUGCACGUCAGUGUCUCAUAGCCUACUGUCGCAUUAACUCUGUUGUUGUCAACUCGUCUCCCAACGACCUUCUACCUCAUCCACUUGGAGAUAUUGACAAAACGGGUCAACCUCAACACCACCACCAGGCACAACACGGCGUUGGUAGAAAGGUAAAGAAUAAGAUGAAGAGCGGUUUGUCCUCCACGCCUCUCGUCUCAUCUUCGUCCGGUAUUGCGCUCCAUGGUGGUUCCUCUCUUGGUGUUCCUGGUGGGGCGGGAGAUUCGCCGGAUGCUGGUUCCACAUCUGGUACUGUCAACAAACUUCGUGGAUAUCAACACUUCUUGUAUCUCCAGUCACAGCUAAACUCUAUGAAUAUCACAGUUCAAUCGUCGACUCCUGUGUCAUCGGCCACAAAUGUCAGCAAUCUGGACAGCCAGUCAGUCAAUAUGAUGCGACGCUGCAUUCGAGAGUGCUCGCUCAAACAUUCGAGCCACCCAACUGGUGCUCCGGGUAAUAACAAGCAUCCCCUGCAAUUCCAUCCCGCAUCGGCAUCGUCUACUACCCACCAUCACUUGCAGUCAGCUGUCGGGCAGAUUGGCAGUGGUAGUGGUCAGAGAUCAGGAGGUGUGGGUCCAGUGGCCACUACAGCCACUAUGCUCAUGAGAAAUGCAGCUGCUGCGGUUGCCAGUGGUAGUGCUGGUGGCCCACAGCAACAACAACAGUUGACUAUGCCAGCGCCUUUGAUUCAGAAGAAUCCUUCGCAUAUCGCUGCUUUACAAGAGUGUAACAUAAGUCCAGACAAUCUCAUCACUCCAGCAAUGGUGAUCAAGAAUAAGGAAGAACGCGAGACGCGUCAACGCACAGAGGCUGCCAAUGCUGCGAACGUGGUGGCCGCUGCCUCUGCCUCCCUAACAGGAGCUGGCAACGUCGCUUCAACAUCUUCAACUGUCACUGUCAUGGCGACACCAGCAGCUCCUGCUGCCUCCACUACAGCUGUAGUUGUCGGCCACCCACAGACUGUAUCCUCUGCCGCUGCUGCUGCUGCUGCCCGGGGUAUACACCAUUCGCAGCAACAACACCCCACGAUUGUCACCAUCUCUGGCACUGGUCAGGCUUCCGGAUCGACUUCUGGAACUGUCACUGGGGCUGCUAUUCCACGAUCUGCAAACAUCUUGCCAUUCUCCGCGUCGUCAUCAGUCAGCUACCAUGGAGGAAGUAGUGGUUCGCCAACAGUAUUCCGCUACACUACUCCAAGCACCCCUGGUCGUCAGGUUGCUACCACGGCAGCCACUACAGGUAUUCUACGUCGUGUAACGGGUCCAGGCGGUACAGCCCAAUCUGUAUUUGCAGUUACUCCUGCUGCUGGGACCGUCAUUUCGAACACCGGUGGAACAACAGUUAUGCGCCGAAGUGUGACAUUAACUCCAGCUGGUUCAUCACAGUCACAGAGUAGUAGCGGUGGUGUGAAUGCGGCUACUGGAGGAAGUGGUGGUGUCACAGUUCUCGCCGCCGCUAGUGGUACGCGUCCCGGUUCAGUGAUCUAUCAUCAACAUCACACUCAAGGCACUACUGGAGCUCCCACCGGAAUAACCCUUUUGCCCGCUGCAAACGCUCAAGGCCUUCCGCAGAUCAUUCGACCUCGACAACAAUUCCGACCCGGUGCGCCAUUACCCGCGCAGCGUUUUGUCCGGACGUUCUCUGCCACUGGUGCGUCCUCGUCUCCCAUUGGUGGUUCAGGCUCAUCUGGAUCGACGCCCCCAACAACGACCCUAGUCCACCGGACACGUGAUGGUCUCUAUGCCUCACCCGCCCAACAUCAACAAUCACAACAGCGAGGCAACGUAGUUGUUUCCGAGUCCCAAAUCCUCCUUCAACGCAUCCCAAGUAAUGCUCAACGGCGCCAUGGUGGCGCUAUUACUACUCAUCCAAAUUCAGUAGUUGCUAGACAUCAAUCACAGCAACAGCAGCCACCUUCAAAUCCAAGAUAA
This is a messenger RNA of Rodentolepis nana, 3438 nucleotides long. The record is from the annotation of a GenBank genome assembly. Lineage: Eukaryota; Metazoa; Platyhelminthes; Cestoda; Cyclophyllidea; Hymenolepididae.